Toxotes jaculatrix (banded archerfish) is the source of this 1243-nucleotide messenger RNA. RefSeq names its product UPF0461 protein C5orf24 homolog. The record is from RefSeq and is a predicted model, not a curated record. Bases 213 to 881 code for a protein of 222 amino acids. The transcript has 2 exons. NCBI's taxonomy places the organism in Eukaryota, Metazoa, Chordata, Actinopteri, Toxotidae.
UGGCUGCCUCUCAUCUAAACCUCUGCUAGAAGGAUUAAAUGAACACAAAAUACGCAGCAGAAAUCGCAGUCCCGCUUCAACACAAUACUGAUGGAUGCCAGGCCGUAGUUUGUGCAGCGCCUUCAGGAAGAUGUUGUGGCUGUCAGAGAAGGAAAAUGUAUGCGAUUUGAAGUUAACCCUUUCCAGCCCGGCAUCCACCAACAAAUGAGAAAAUGAUGCAUCAAGUGACCAGCAGCAGCAGUGACUAUUGUAUGAGUGGACUGGCAGAGGACUGUCAUCCAGCCAGCCACUUUGACUUAUGUAGCACACAAUCCAACAAAUUCUACCCCUCUCCGACAAACCCAAGUUUGCAGCUGUCUCUUGCGGGUCUAGCCCCUUUGCCACAGGGCAUGCACAAAACGAUGGCAUGCCAAAUGCAAGACACACAGAACGACUUCCAAACUCAGACAGUGAGAAUCAGGGGCAAUGAGAUUGCAGGGCCUGAUGGCUCGAAGAAGAAGAAGGGCAUAGUGAAGUCAGGGCGGAGAGGGAGACCGUCGGGGACCACAAAGUCUGCCGGUUACCGUACAAGUACUGGACGUCCACUUGGAACAACUAGGGCGGCUGGGUUCAAAACCAGUCCUGGAAGGCCCCUUGGCACCACCAAAGCAGCAGGAUAUAAGGUCAGCCCCGGCAGGCCCCCCGGCAGCAUCAAGAGUCUAGCCCGGCUCAAGAAGCUGGAGGCUGGUUGUGACAGCGCAAAGAAACUUGACUUUAGUAACUGCAGUGUUCCCAAGAAACUGGACUUCACUGCCUGUGAUGUUCCACCUUUUCCAUACACCAUGAUGGAGAAAAGAGACCUCUGUCAGCCCAGUAGCAAAGUGGAUGAAACCAGCGAAUAGUCCUGCAGCUUGCUUGAAAAACAUUUGGGUGCAUCCAACAAGAGGAUUCUGAGGCAAACAUUUCUCUGAAAUGUUUUAGGAAAUAACUAUGUCAUUUAGAAAUUGCUCUGACUGAGUUUUCACUGUACAGUGUUUGACAUUAUCUUCAUCCUCUCAUAAUAAGUGACUGAAUCAGAACUAUGUUAUCCCAUUUUGGCAGAGAUGCAUGCAUAUGAAUUAAUCACACCGAUCAGUAUAGGCAAAAAAAAAAAAAAAAAAAGUAUGUGGUUCAAACAUCACUGGAGAGUGGAUCUUUUUUCCCCUCGAGCAUUUUGUUCCUCUGAGUUGUGACAUAUUCUCUUACUCUGAUUUAACAUUUCCAU